AUGUCUGUCGCAAAAGAAGCUGAAGCUGCGAAUGCUAAAUAUGCCGCAUCCUUUACUAAGGGAGACCUUGCUCUUCCCCCAGCACGCAAAGUUGCUAUAGUCGCAUGCAUGGAUGCGCGCCUUGAUACCGCCCGUGCCCUCGGCCUUGAAGAAGGCGAUGCUCAUGUCAUAAGAAACGCGGGUGGACGGGUCUCUGAUGCCCUACGCAGUAUCGUCAUCUCUCAGCAGUUGCUCGGGACGCGAGAAAUUAUCAUUGUGCAUCAUACUGAUUGCGGAAUGCUUACUUUCACGGACGAUGUGAUCCGUGGUAAAAUUAGAGCAGAUCUCAAGCAGAAUGUGGAUCAUAUCGCGUUUUUACCCUUUGGGGAUCUGAGACAGAGUGUGUUGGAUGAUAUUCAGGUUUUGAAGGAAAGCCCGCUUGUGUUGGAUGUGCCCAUUACGGGUUACCUGUAUGAGGUUGAGACGGGAAAGAUUGUCAAGGUGGAGUAG
Molecule: messenger RNA, 489 nt
Organism: Penicillium angulare
Lineage: Eukaryota; Fungi; Ascomycota; Eurotiomycetes; Eurotiales; Aspergillaceae
Product: beta-class carbonic anhydrase
Exons: 4
Coding region: 1-489 (162 amino acids)
Molecular function (GO): zinc ion binding; carbonate dehydratase activity
Source: RefSeq, a predicted model, not a curated record